Molecule: messenger RNA, 1829 nt
Organism: Macadamia integrifolia
Lineage: Eukaryota; Viridiplantae; Streptophyta; Magnoliopsida; Proteales; Proteaceae
Product: mitoferrin-like
Exons: 2
Coding region: 570-1556 (328 amino acids)
Biological process (GO): iron import into the mitochondrion
Cellular component (GO): mitochondrial membrane
Molecular function (GO): ferrous iron transmembrane transporter activity
Source: RefSeq, a predicted model, not a curated record
CGUGUGUAUGUGUAUGUGGAAUAGAUGAGUCACGAGUCAUGACUCAUGACUCCUUGAGUCAUUGCACAAAAGUUCUCUGUAGAAAUCUUGACCAGUUGGACAGUUGGAUUUCUUCAACGUCCUAUUGAAAGGGGGAAACUUAAGGAACUAAUGCGCGUCUGCGCCAGCCAGAAGAGAAGAAUAAUCCUGCAUCUUUGGAGAGUAAGAAACAGGAGAAACCCUAGCUUAUCUGACCUGCAACUAUAUUCUUCUGAUCACACUUUUUACAAUUUGUUUGCCUUUUAUUGAUUUAUUCUUCUUCUAGAAUUUUAGUUUUUUAGAUAUGUUUUUGUGUGUUUAUCAACAUGGUUUGAUUCUUCUUGUAAAUCUCUUUCAGAUGUGACAAGACUUUCUCUUUCCAUCUUCCCCGCCCGGAAAUUUUCCCAAAAAUAAUUGUGUAUGGCGACAACCCAAUUCAACUCUGUCCGAAAGCGAUCUCCGACUCCAAAACCUUAUCAUUCAAACUCUCUUUUAAGCACCAGCCCUUCUUCAAUCUUCUCCUACUCACAAGCUUCCUAAUCUCUCUCUUAAUGGCUACAGACGCUUCUCCCAAAUUUCAGAACCCAGAUUUCCGUCCGGUCCCUCAAGCCCCUGAUUACCAACACCCUGAUGUCACCGUUUCAUCCCACGAUGGCCUUGAGUUCUGGCAGUACAUGAUUGCUGGUUCCAUCGCCGGCUGUGUUGAGCACAUGGCAAUGUUCCCCGUCGAUACCCUCAAGACCCGUAUGCAGGCCAUGGGUGCCUGCCCUGCCAAGACCGUUGGUCUCCGAGAAGCCCUUACCUCCAUUUUGAAGCACGAAGGCCCUCUUGGCCUCUACCGUGGCAUUGGUGCAAUGGGUCUUGGUGCUGGUCCUGCCCACGCUGUUUAUUUUUCCGUCUACGAGGUCUGUAAAGAAUUAUUCUCUAGAGGAAACCCCAAUAAUUCUUUUGCCCACGCCGUUUCUGGGGUCUUUGCCACGGUUUCCAGUGAUGCCGUCCUUACUCCAAUGGAUGUGGUGAAGCAGAGAUUACAGUUGAGGGAUAGUCCUUAUAAAGGGGUGUUAGAUUGUAUUAAGCGAAUCAUGAGAGAAGAGGGGUUUGGUGCGUUUUACGCUUCAUAUCGAACUACUGUUGUGAUGAAUGCCCCGUUUACUGCCGUUCAUUUUGCGACAUAUGAGGCUGCCAAGCGGGGGUUAUCGGAGAUAUCACCGGAGAAUGCCAGCGAUGAGAGCCUGGUGGUUCAUGCCACUGCAGGAGCAGCUGCUGGGGCUUUGGCUGCUGGUGUGACGACUCCCCUUGAUGUUGUCAAGACCCAGUUGCAGUGCCAGGGUGUCUGUGGAUGUGAUAGAUAUUCCAACAGCUCAAUUGGCAGUGUCAUACAAACAAUAGUAAGGAAGGAGGGAUAUGCUGGUCUAAUGAGGGGAUGGAAGCCCAGGAUGCUUUUCCAUGCCCCUGCUGCUGCAAUCUGCUGGUCUACAUAUGAAGCAGCAAAAUCUUUCUUCCAAAAACAAAAAGACAGCAACAGACAUGUCACCUGAAAAAAUAGUGAAGAGAACAACAAAAUAUUUUCUCCAUUGUAUCUUCACAAAAGACAGCAAGAACAUGCCACGGUAGCUGCAGAUCAAGUGUAAAAAAAUCUUUUGGAGCUGGCCAGUAUGUAUUGAAGAAGGUCUUAAAUUGGUGAUUUAAUUUUCACUUGUAAGUUUAUUAUUUUUGUUUUAACAGGUCAUCGGACUAGGUGGCUAAAUUGGCUUUUGUAUUUUAUAAGCUAUCUUCAGAUCUAAUAAUGUUAAUGAAAAUUAAUUAUGAUA